GUCGGCUUUUUUUAUUGUAUUAAAAAUAAGGGUGGCAGCAGAGGAAUGUGUUUGUAAAUUCGCCGGUUUUUAGCGAGUUUUAAAUUUAUUCUCUUUAAAUGAAUGAGUUUUUACAUAAAUUAUAAUUUGUAAAUUUUGGAUUAUCUAAAUACUUUGUUUUUUAUACAGGAAGCUUCAAGUUUGUAAGACCAAAAUGAAUACUGAAGUAAAACGACCCAUCAAACCGAACAUGAAAUAUGAACAUUUGGAAGAUUUCUGUCCAGGUCCCUUAGAUAAUUACAGGUCAAAAGCUUCUUUUAAUUGGAAAGAAAUGAAGUUGCUAUUCAUUGGUAGAGAUAUGAUUGAGUUUCAGAACAGAGUAUGGAAGACGUUAGAAGCCGAUCCACUUUUUCAUCAGGUACCCACAGCUGAAUUAACACGCCAGGAAGCUAGGAAACUUUGUUUUCAGAGAAUGAAACGCAUCAAGGAAUACAAAUUCUUUUCUGAUGAAGAAUUUAGAGAAAAUCCGUUAAUUGCUUUAAAUCUCUACAUAUGUGUAGGCAUGAUAGAUUGGUCACUUGCUUUAAAACUUCUGCUUGGUUUAGAGUAUUUCAUAAUGGUUUUGAGGCUUUCUGGAACAAAACGACAUGUGAAGUUAAUGAAUGAUGUCAGCAAUUUCAAAGCUAUCGGUUGUUUUGCCUUAACUGAAAUGGCUCAUGGAACAAAUACUCGCUGCAUGAAGACAACUGCUACAUAUGAUCCACUUUCGCAGGAAUUUGUUUUGAACACUCCAAGGUUAGAGGCAACAAAAAUGUGGAUUGGAAAUUUAGGACAAAGUGCUUCACACGCUGCUCUAUAUGCUCAACUGUAUACGCCUGAUGGUAAAUGUCAUGGACUUCAUGCUUUUAUAGUGCCCAUUCGAGAUCCUAAGACUCACUUACCUUAUUCUGGAGUAACUGUGGGUGAUAUGGGACCUAAAUUGGGACUACAAGGAUUAGAUAAUGGGUUUAUGUCAUUCCAAAACUACAGAAUUCCUAGAGAGGCUCUCUUAAGUAGAACUGGUGAUGUUACACCUGAUGGAAAAUAUAUUUCACCUUACAAAGAUCCAAAUAAGAGAUUUGGUGCAUCACUAGGUUCUUUAUCUUUGGGCAGAAUGGGAAUAAUUAGUGUUGGUAUUGCAAACUUGCAUAUGUGUCUACCCAUAGCUAUACGAUAUGCUGCCAUACGUAAACAGUUUGGUCCACAAGGUCAAGAAGAAAUACCUAUUUUAGAGUAUCAGCUUCAUCAAUACAGACUACUACCAUACUUAGCUGCUGCAUAUACUUUGUAUCAUUUUGUGUCUCGUUAUAACAACGACUUGAUAAAUAUACAGAUGAAAAUCAUUUUUGGAGAAAAGUCUUCUGAGCUUUCGGAUCAAGUUGGUGAGCUACAUGCUUUGUGUUCUGCUGCAAAGCCUGUCAUUACUUGGGCAGCCAGGGAUGCUAUUCAGGAAUGCCGUGAAGCUUGUGGUGGUCACGGUUACUUGCAAGCUAGUGGAUUCGGCCAUCUGAGAAAUGAUAAUGAUGCAAACUGUACGUAUGAAGGAGAUAAUAAUGUCUUACUUCAACAGACAAGCAAUUAUUUACUCGGUCUCUUAAAGAAGAAAAGAGAGGGUUGUGAGUUUGUUCAUCUGGAGAGCAUAUGCUUCCUGGAUCACAUGGAUCAGAUUCUGGGAGAAACAUUCCAUGCUCGAGAAGUAAAAGAUUGUUUGAAUAUGAAAGUGUUAAUUGAUGCAUUUCAAUGGCUGGUAUGCUAUCUCAUGCAGCAAAGUUACGAAAAAUAUGACGAAUUAUUAUCAGAUAGUAAUGAUGCCUUUCUUGCAAAAAGCAAUAACCAAGUGUUUUACUGCAGAGAUUUGUCUUUAGUUUUCUUUGAGCAUGCUGUACUCCAAAAGUUCUAUAACUUUAUCAUUGAAGAGGCUGCUGACCCACACCUUUCUGAUGUUUUGCACAAAUUAGGAUGUUUAUAUGGUUUAUGGAGGUUACAAGAUUAUUUCACCGUGCUGCAUGAAGGAGGCUAUUGUGAGAUGAGACAUCAUAGCACAAUAAUAAAACAAGCUAUAUUACGAUUGUGCUCUGAACUUAAAGAUGAAGCAGUGUCACUGGUUGACGUUAUUGCGCCACCUGAUUUUGUUUUAAACUCUGCUUUGGGAAAAUCUGAUGGACAGGUUUACAAGAACUUGUAUGAUGCAAUCAUCCAAACCCCUGGUUCUCUAGAUCGGGCUCCCUGGUGGAAAGAGUUUUUACAAAAACCUAAAGUGUAUUCUAUUCAAGCAAAGCUGUGAUUUGACUCAAAGUUAAUCUUUCUCCAAGUGAACCACUCAAGUAUUUUUCAUUGUUGUGCGAUGAUGAAAGUGUUUAGUUUUUUAGAAUUUUUCAGGGAGCUUCUUACGGAGGUAUAUUUAAACUAGAUAAUUUGCUUAUUGUAGUUGGCUUUGAUAGUGAUAAAAAAAUAUCAAAACCAUUUUCAGACUUUUUUACUCAGAUUUAUUAUGAAAUUUUUACAUAUUUGCACAAGAUAUAUCAAAAGUGUUGGAGUGUAAAUAUGACUUCCAAAAUGUGAAACUAUUUUUAAAAUUGAAAUUGCACAUUUUUUUUUAAAGAUAUUUUUAUUUUAAAAUUACUCUUUCAAUUACGAUCUUAUACUAAUAGUUCAAAGAUGGUAAAGGACAGUUAAGCAAGUUUAUGUCAGGUUUGGGAUUUUGACAUUAAAGCUUUAUAAACAUUAUAAAUUGUUCAAACAAUUUUUAAUGUUCUAAUAGUAUUGAAUAAUUUACUGAAAGUAUUAGCACCAUUUAAAAGUGGAAAUAUGUUAAUAUUUAGAUUACUCAUUUUUUUAAAAACAUUUAAUUAUUUAUAUACAUAGAGAGUCUAUAAUUUAAAAAGAAUAUUGUACACUAAGUCAUUUAGAAAAGCAUUUAAUACGGCUGUUUAAAAUUAAAUAGUGCUACAUAAAUUUGUAGUGAGCUUUGUUAUAAUAUUUGUUCAUAUUUUAUGAUCUCCAUAGUUAUGUUUUAGCACUACUUUAUAAUUAUUUUCACUUUUAGUUUGAUAUGUAUGUAAUGAAUAAAGAAAUUAAUUUUUUAGCAUAUAAAAAAUCAGGUAAAUUUUACCUAAGCAUACUAAAAAAAUUUUGUAACCUAGGAUAAACUAUUUAUAAAACAUUUUUAGGGACUGCUAAAUUAAUUUUUUGAUAAACAAAAGUAAAACAGCAAAAUUGAAAGGAAUAAGUGCACUUAAAAAUAAGAAAUAACAAUGAAAAAGCAUUUGUUGUACAUACGUCAUCUUCACAUAAACAUUGUUGAUUCAUAGAUCAAAAUUCCUCUCUAAUUUAAAGUUUGCAUAACGUUAAAAAAAAUUUUUAUUUUUUAAUAUAUUAAAAAAAAUAAUGCGCUCGUAUUAAAAAAAAGUUUUUUGAAAAUGAAACACUCUAGCUUUGCUAAUAGUAACUGUUUGUAAUGGAGAAAAUUUUGAAGGUUUAAAUUAGCAUAAUCUUAUUUUGUGCAUGGGAACUUUGGAGGUGGCAUUUAAGUGUUAAAUUCCAGACUUUUGAUACAUUAUAAAAAUUUUCGUCCAGAUUCUGUGCUAUACAUGUAGAGCUCAUAUAUCUAAAUUGCUGAACAACAUAUAGCAUCACUGAACUAUGCAUAAAUAGUUAAAUUAAUUGCUGAGUAUUUUAAACUUAAAAUUCUGAGCUCAUUUUUACUCACUGUUGUAUAAGCUAAGUAAAAUUGAAAUUUUUUCCUUCAUCUGUUAAAAUUAAAUGUGCAUUUCAAAUAAAGGUACUUUGCGAUUAUCCCAUCGACCUCUCAAAGCUGGCGAAAAUGCUCAAAUCUUUUGGCCCCAUCAUAAUGAAAAAAAAUUUCUAAAAUAAACAUUCUAAACACAUUAAAAUUAUCAAAAAAUAAUAACAAAAAAUUUAAGUGUGAUACGUGAUAAAAAAGUGUAAUAAAAAGAAUCAGAACAAAGUAAAAACCUUAUUUUUUUUUUUAAUAAUUACACAUUGAAUUAUUCUUGAAUCUAACCAUAUUAAAAAUCAUUUCAAUGGCAAAAAAUUCAUAGCUUUUAAAGCGCAAACAAACAAGUUAUUAUCUUUGUGCAGUCGCCGGCUUAUAAAUAAAUUUAAAUAUGAAUCCGAGUGUUUUGGGGUAGUUCCGCAGUUAAAUAAUAAUCUUUUCAGUGCUAUCGGCGCAGAAGAUACCUUUCGGUGAUAUCGGGUUUGGUGAAAAUAGUCGACGGGGUAAUUCUCAAAGUACCCAAAUAAAAUACUGUAAAAAAGAAAAAAUGCUGGAGAUCAACUAUACUGGUGAUAUGUGGGUGAAGAAAAAAGAAUUAUGAACUUAAUCUGUUAAAAAACCUUGAAAGUACAUUUUUGAUGGCAUUUUUAGCCCAGCUAUGUAUGGCACAAAAAAAGCAAUAAACAUUUCUAUUCUGUUUCCAUUUAAAAUGUUUAAAUUGUUUUAAAGAUUCUGCGAAUGCAUUUAUAUUUUUCUUCAAGUAUUUACCUCAAAAAUAGAAAGGUGAUUUUAAUAUUCUUAGUAUUUUUUAUAUUAGUUUUUAAUUAUUUAUUGUGAUUACUAAUUGUUAUAACUUUAUUAACGCAUUAUUUUACGGCUCAGUGGGCCUUAAAAUUGUUGUUUUUUUCUUUAUUAAAACUUAAAAUUGGUUUGUUUGCAUUCUGGUAUUCGGAAUUUAUUAUUAUGUAUCUCUUCUAUGUAAUAUUAAAAGUGUAUACCAUUGAAAUUAUUUGUAAAUUUACACUUCAUAUUUCACGUUUUCUUCUUUUAUUUUAAAUAUUGUUGGUUGAAGAUAAUAAGUUUUCUACCUGUAGAGAACUUUAUUUUUGUGCAUGCUUCCAUUUCUCUUUGAUUAUGUAAGAAAUCAAGUUAUUCUGAAUAUUGCAUUACUUUGCACGUGAAAUAUAAUUUUACUCCUUUUAUAUUUAAUUUUUAAAAAAUUAUUGCUUAAGUGUGAAAGAUCUAAUGAUGACUUAAUUAAAUUUAAGAAAAACGAAUAUAUUAUAUAAGAUGUUAUUUCAAAUACAAACAGUAUAGACUUUCUAUCAAGUGUUAAUCAAAAUGUUGUUUAUUUUUAUCAAUCUUGAAUUGUUAUGCAAUUCUAGUCCAUAGAACUUAUUUUUUAUAUUAUGCAUAAUGUUAGAGUAUGUCUAUAAAGUUUUAAAUUAUAUAGAGUCAUUUCAUUUUACAUAUAUUACUUUUAAGAAGUUUGUUUACCAAUGUAUUUCAUCAUUAAAAUCAAAAUUUAAUUAUUUUGACCGGGUACUUUAUUUACAUUCCUUGCCAUUAGUUAGUGUUCAUGUUUGCUCAUAUUUUUAUAUUACUUAAUUUACUAAAUCCCAUUCAGUAUUAAGUCAUUUUUUAGUUCCUAUGAUGGUGCUUGUUUACAAAUUUCCAUUCACAAGAUGUAUUUAUUACAUUUUUGCCUUUUUUAUUCGGAAAUGUUAUAUUUGUGUUUUAAAUUGUGCACAGAAAUAUUUUUGGCUUGUUGAUCGAGUCAUCUUCAUAUGUUUGUAAUAGCCAUUUAAUAAAGCUUGAAACUCA
This is a messenger RNA of Parasteatoda tepidariorum (common house spider), 5578 nucleotides long. RefSeq names its product peroxisomal acyl-coenzyme A oxidase 3. Gene Ontology annotation, biological process: fatty acid beta-oxidation using acyl-CoA oxidase; lipid homeostasis. Lineage: Eukaryota; Metazoa; Arthropoda; Arachnida; Araneae; Theridiidae. Gene Ontology annotation, cellular component: peroxisome. The record is from RefSeq and is a predicted model, not a curated record. Gene Ontology annotation, molecular function: FAD binding; pristanoyl-CoA oxidase activity; fatty acid binding.